AUGAAAUCAAAUAUUACUCUAUUUAACGCGAAUUCUACAUGCCUUCUUAAGUCGCCAUCAGGCACUACAAAAAAUAGAAUUUGCAAAAAAUGCUACCAGGAUUUUAAAAGUCCAUAAUAAUCUGCUAAUAAGCUUGAAUUGACUCUUAACAUGUCUGGAUCUCAAAUAGCUUUGAGUACUAGCCUUCUAUAAUAAAAGGAUGAGGGCAAUUAAGUUCCCUCAGCGGUAUGCGAUGAGUGCUAUUCCAAAGCUCUAUUAUCUAUUGAAAGAGAUAGACAGCAAAUAGAUUAUCAAAGGAGGAAUAUAGAGAUGAGACUCUAGAGCAGCUUUAUUAAUGCUGUUGACGAAGAUUUUCUAAAAUAGAAAAAGAUGGGAGAGGAAUUUGUGGUUGGCUUAAAUGGUCAUUUUUACAAAAAAACUUCAUCAGAUAAAAACUAUGAUCCUUAGUAUAAUAAAGUGCAAGAAAUGGGUGAUUGUAUUAAAUCAUUUAACAUUGCAAGUAAUAAAGAUUUCCAAUAAAAAAUACAAUAAUAAAACUUGAAGAACUUCAAUUAAACUAAAAGAACUACAAAGCCUGGAUAUGGAGGUGGAACGUUCGGAUUUAGGCAAAAUAGAGUACUGUCCCCAAGUUCAAUUAAAACAUAAAUUAAUAUGUCUGAAGGAUACUAGCUAUCUAAUUUUAAAAGUGGAGUAACAUCUCCUGCAAGGAAUAGUGAUCAAAUAUAUUCAUAGCUCAGCUAAAUUAAAAAUGAAAGCAAAAAUGCGGAAUAAAAACUGUUUCAAAUAAUAAAUGAAAGAAGAGUAAGAGAAUCUAAGGCUAGUUAGGAGAGAAAAGAGCAAAAAUAAGCUUCAAAUACAGAUCCUCUAACAUAUAAACGACCAAGAUCUGACUCUCAAAGUUUCAGUCCUUCUGCAAGGAAUUUUGAAAAGAUGCCUCAAACUGCAACAUCUAUUUACCCACCUCAAGCAACUUCAAUAAUUGAUUCGAUCAAGCCAGUUCAAAAUCAAGCUAAUUAGAUCUUCAAUUACAAACCUACUUUUUCAAAUAUUCAGACAUAAUAAUCCAAUAACGACAUAAUCACGCAUAACUAAACGUAGUAAACUCUUUCUAAGAAUCCUAGUCAAGCAUCAUAUGCCUCAUCAAAGCAUGGGAGUCAUAAUUAGUCAACAUUCAAGAAUAUUCAUAUCUAGAAUCUAACUAAACAUAACCAGAGCAAUCUUUCACAUUCAAGUAAGUUGAAGGUAGCUUCAGAAUCAAGAAAAACUAAAAACGACUUUAAUAAGUAUUAUGAUAAGAGCUAUAUUGAGGAAGAAGUGGGUUAAGACUAUAUUGAUUUGGAGUCUGAUGAGGAAUUGCAUGGUGAAAAUAUUAACGUCGAUGAAGAUGAAUCCAAUGUUGAUGAUGAAGGCGAGGAAAUCAAAUUGCGUAUUAAUGCAAAAAGUAACAUGAACUCAAAACACAACUAAUAUUAAUCAGUGAAGGAUCAUGUUUAAAAUAAGAUGAAAGCUAUUCUAGAUCAGUCACUUAAUAAUCUCCUAUUACAAGCCAAAAAUAACGAUACAAUAUAUGGAAGUAUGAUAACUAAUGAUACAUUUGCUAAACCUACCAUUCGUUCAAAGCACUAAAAUUAUUUCGAGUCCUGA
Messenger RNA from Stylonychia lemnae, 1644 nucleotides. NCBI's taxonomy places the organism in Eukaryota, Ciliophora, Spirotrichea, Sporadotrichida, Oxytrichidae. The record is from the annotation of a GenBank genome assembly.